AGGGCUGCCCCUGCGGACGGUGCUUGGGAAGAAGCUUGGGGGGUCCGAAGGCAGCGUCGUCUGCUCCAGCAGCCUUUCGUACUAAGCCCCCUCCUUUUCCCGUCUCUCCCCAGGACUGGCAGCCCCCCUUCGCUGUGGAAGUGGAUAACUUCAGGUUCACCCCACGCAUCCAGAGGCUUAACGAAUUGGAGGCGCAGACGCGGGUGAAGCUGAACUACUUAGACCAGAUUGCGAAGUUCUGGGAGAUCCAGGGCUCCUCGCUCAAGAUCCCCAACGUGGAGCGGCGCAUCCUCGACCUCUACAGCCUGAGCAAGGUGGUGCUGGAGGAGGGGGGCUACGAGGCCAUCUGCAGGGACCGGCGGUGGGCUCGCGUGGCCCAGCGUCUCGCCUACCCCUCCGGCAAGAACAUCGGCUCCCUGCUGCGCUCCCACUACGAACGCAUCAUCUACCCCUACGAGAUGUACCAGUCGGGGGCCAACCUGGUGCAGUGUGACGCCCGGCCCUUCGACAGCGAGGAGAAGGACAAGGAGUACAAGCCCCACAGCAUCCCCCUGCGCCAGUCCGUGCAACCCUCCAAGUUCAACAGCUACGGGCGCCGGGCCAAGCGGCUGCAGCAGGAGCCGGAGCCCACGGAAGAGGACAUCGAGAAGAACCCGGAGCUGAAGAAGCUGCAGAUCUACGGCGCCGGCCCCAAGAUGCUGGGCCUGGGGCUGGUGGCCAAGGACAAGACCCUGCGGAAGAAAGACAAGGAGGGUCCCGAGUGCCCCCCCACGGUGGUGGUGAAGGAGGAGCCCCCCGGGGUGGAUCCCCGGCCGGAGCCGGCGUCGCCCCGCCCCUUCCUGGAGGUGAAGGAGGAGCUGCGGCACAGCCCGGAGCCCUGCACCAAGAUGACCAUGCGCCUGCGCCGCAGCCACGGCAACACGCAGUUCAUCGACUCGUACGUGUGCCGGAUCUGUGCCCGCGGGGACGAGGACGACAAGCUGCUGCUGUGUGACGGCUGUGACGACAACUACCACAUCUUCUGCCUGCUGCCCCCCCUGCCCGAGAUCCCCAAGGGAGUCUGGCGCUGCCCCAAAUGCGUCAUGGCGGAGUGCAAGCGCCCCCCGGAGGCGUUCGGCUUCGAGCAGGCCACGCGGGAGUACACGCUGCAGAGCUUUGGGGAGAUGGCCGACGCCUUCAAGGCUGACUACUUCAACAUGCCCGUCCACAUGGUGCCCACGGAGCUGGUGGAAAAGGAGUUCUGGCGCCUGGUGAACAGCAUUGAGGAGGACGUGACGGUGGAGUACGGCGCCGACAUCCACUCCAAGGAGUUCGGCAGCGGCUUCCCCAUCAGCGACAGCAAGCGGAGGCUGUGCCCCGAGGAGGAGGAGUACGCGGCCAGCGGCUGGAACCUGAACGUGAUGCCGGUCCUGCAGCAGUCGGUUCUGUGCCACAUCAAUGCCGACAUCUCGGGCAUGAAGGUGCCCUGGCUCUACGUGGGCAUGGUCUUCUCCGCCUUCUGCUGGCACAUCGAGGACCACUGGAGCUACUCCAUCAACUACCUCCACUGGGGCGAGCCCAAGACGUGGUAUGGGGUGCCGUCGUUUGCGGCCGAGCACCUGGAGGACGUGAUGAAGAAGCUCACCCCGGAGCUGUUCGAGAGCCAGCCGGACCUGUUGCACCAGCUCGUCACCCUCAUGAACCCCAACACCCUCAUGGCCCACGGCGUGCCG
Molecule: messenger RNA, 1712 nt
Organism: Terrapene triunguis (Three-toed box turtle)
Lineage: Eukaryota; Metazoa; Chordata; Testudines; Emydidae
Product: lysine-specific demethylase 5C-like
Exons: 11
Biological process (GO): chromatin remodeling
Cellular component (GO): nucleus
Molecular function (GO): DNA binding; histone demethylase activity
Source: RefSeq, a predicted model, not a curated record